This is a messenger RNA of Haliotis rubra (blacklip abalone), 2838 nucleotides long. Its product is annotated as cytochrome P450 7A1-like. Gene Ontology annotation, biological process: cholesterol homeostasis; bile acid biosynthetic process. The coding region runs from base 210 to 1706 and encodes 498 amino acids. NCBI's taxonomy places the organism in Eukaryota, Metazoa, Mollusca, Gastropoda, Lepetellida, Haliotidae. Gene Ontology annotation, molecular function: iron ion binding; heme binding; oxidoreductase activity, acting on paired donors, with incorporation or reduction of molecular oxygen. The record is from RefSeq and is a predicted model, not a curated record. The transcript is spliced from 5 exons.
UGGAGUUGACACAGAAAGCCGCUUCACAUCCACUGCGACUUUCUAGCCUCAACCCAGCUGUAAAAACGUGUAUUUACCUCUCUGGAGUACGUACCGACUACUGAACAUACGGACUCACGGAUCGUCCUGUGACAGUUACUGCUUCUACUACUUGUGACUUGCAACACUGAGUUUCCAUACCGCAUCUUUGUAUAAAAGAGAUAGACGCAAUGGCCGCAUUAUCGGUAUACCUGGCCGCCUUAGUCGUUGGAAUGACGGCGGCAUACUUCAAAUUUCUCUACAGGAGAAGACGAGAGGGUGAACCUCCCCUGGUUCCCGGCAAUUUUCUCCUGGGGUCAGGCGCUGAGUUUGCUCAGCACGCCGUCAAAUUCCUCCACAAAUGCAAGAAAACGUACGGGGAUAUUUUCACCAUCCGGCUGCUCAACCAACACGUCACCAUUGUCAUGGACCCUCAUUCAUACGAAAACUUGACCAAGGAACGCCGAUUUGACUUCGACCCUAUUCAGAGACAGGUGAACCAUAAUGUAUUUAGUUUCGAACUUGUCGAUGCACGCAAAAUGUUGAGCGAGGCUGGUAAAAAAGUCAAUGGGCGCCACCUCCAUGGCGGGAUGAAGAAUUUCUCGGACAAUUUACGGAAUGCUUUCGACAAAGUCACCAACUUGGAUGUCAACGGUAACGUUGUGAAGACAGUGGGCGACCAGUGGGGCCACGACGGCCUCAGGACACUUACUUCCAAAACUAUCUUCGCAGCUCUAUUCUAUACCAUAUUUGGACACGGAGAAUCACAGGCUGAAUUCGAGCCCCAAAUGUUUCACAAAAGUUUUGACGUUUUCCACAAAUACUUCAACUAUAUGUGGUUAGGCCUUCCCGCCAAACUGUUCCCCAAGGCAACCAAAGCCCUACAGGUUCUGUGCCAGCAACCCAGCUCAGAGGAUAUGCUUAUGAGGGAGGGGGUAUCGGAGUACAUCAAAUUCGCCACGGGCUUCAUGAAGGAUAACGCUCAGAGCGAGCAGGACAUCAUCGGCCACAACCUCGUGUUCCUCCACGUCAACUACAACACCUUCCGCCUCGCCUUCUGGUGCCUCUACAAACUACUAGAGAACAAGAAAGCUCAUGCAGCCCUUGCUGAAGAAAUCAGAGAGUUCGUGGAAGACAAACGAGCACUUACCACAGGACAAAAGGUGGAGAUUCUCAUGGAGGAAUUCGACAAGCUGCCUCUUCUAGACAGUUUUAUCAAGGAGACCCUCCGCAUCACGAGUGGGGUGUUCAUGGUCAGAUAUAUUGCUGAGGAUACGGAUUUUACCUUGGAAUCUGGAGGUACCUACCGCUGUCGACAGGGUGACCGUGUUGCCAUCUACCCACCUGCAAUCCAUAUGGAUCCUGAAAUCUACGAAGAUCCUGAGGAGUUCAAAUACGACCGUUUUGUCGAUGCCAAAUUCUACAAGAAUGGCAAAGAGCUGAAGCACCCAAUCAUCGCCUUCGGAUCCCUAUGUCCAGGAAAAAAGUAUUCCCUUCUUCAAAUCAAGUGGUUUUUGCUGAACCUUAUCAACAGCUUUGAGAUGGAACUCUUAGACGGUGAAAGCACUAUCCCCGAUGUGAAUUUCUAUGGACAUGAAAUAUUGCCUCCCGUGCACGACGUCCAAGUUCGCUACAGGCUUCUGGAAAACUCCCAUGAACUCGAUUUGGUUUCCAAGAGAUCAUGCUAAUACCCACAAAGCAAUGCGUUAUACAAAGACACCUGUAUUAUAUUCCUAAUUUAUUGAACACUUGUGAGUCAAAAGUAUUUUUGUGAAUGAACCGACUGAAUGUUCAGCAUGAAUCUCAGUAUGAAGAGCGCCAUAGCGCAGGCAAUCAACGCGGAGAAAAUGUCGCUGAGAUUUUUUGACUUUUUCUACCCUUCUGUCUGCAUGAACAAAGACUGUAACAGACAGGCAUUGUUGCUGGAGUUGCAUUUAUUGUACAGUAUCUUACGGGUAAAAGUGCAAAAGUGAAAAUGGACAAGGCUGUGGUUGACCAAAGAGACAGCGUCUACCAGAGAUGCCUCGUUUUCGAAAAUGGACACGUGAUGAAUGUGCUGGUUGUGUGGCGAGGACCAAAGUGGUAAACUAUAGCCUAUCUAGUCUGCAGUAGUCAGGCGCAGUGAUAACCACGCCCUUGUUUUAGCGUGGUAAAGACUUGAGUCCCCAUCCCUCCCCCAUCCUAUGACUGUACAGACUUACUACAUCACAUCAGGAAUCGAGAUGAAGGCUUGUUUCAUUGAGUUUGACAAACUAUAUAAAUACCAAAAUAUGAAUUUGUCACGUAAAAAUAUUUAAUAGUUAAUGUAUAAAAAUACGAUAUGAAAUGCAUUGCUAGGAGUCUUGACAAAUUGUGUCAAGUUUGUUUAUUAAUUUUCCAAUUUGUUACUGUGUUUCAUGUUUUUGUUGAUGCAAUGCGCGACUGCCGAUUCCUGAAAAUAUGAACGAACAAAGCACGUGACUUUCUUGCGUCCAGAUAGUUUCAUUACCAUAUCUUUAAUUAUCACUUGUUUAUUUCAUUUUUACAUAAUCCGCGAAACAUUCAUUAACAUAUUUUUAUUUAUUGAAAUUGAUUAUGUUUACCCUAUAUCAAAACAUUCAAAAUGUUAUACUGAUUUUGUGAUCACAUACGUUGUGGAAAUGUUUACAAGUGACAGAUGUUAGAACCGAUAUUUCGUAUAUCAACAAUAAUGUGCAUUUUUGAAAAUGUUUUUUCUAUCGAUUUUCAUGAACGUUGAACAUCCUCUGUCAUAAUACCAUAUGUAUAAUGUAACAUGUAAUUUAUUUUGUAUAUAUAUAAAUUUAUUUAUCUUUCGUCUCA